UUUGAACCAUUUAGGUUGUUUUAGGCGCCCAAGGCGUAUGCGACCUGUAAAAUGCCUUUUUACGGUGUUCGAGUCGGUCGUGGCAUCGGCGUCUUCUCGAGUUGGUGAGUCCCAUUAAGUUUUUAACUAAGAAGUAAUUGGGUCUGAGUGCAAAGACCUUGUAAAGGGCUACUCUGGAGCUUGCUUUAAGAAAUUUACUUCCUACGAUGAAGCUAUAAAGUUUAUUGAAGGUGGACAUGAGGUCGGAACCGUACUUUCGAAAAAGCGAAGGAUUGGAAGCAUGAAUGACGACCUGGAUGGUCGAGAUCGAUUACCGAGCAAGCUAUCUCCUGAAGAGCAUUACAUCAGUAGCAACCAUGUUCCAAGCACUCUGACAUUUUAUCAUGAUGCAUCAUGCCCGCGACGUGUGAUGGUCUAUACUGAUGGUUCAUGUAACGGUGCACAUGAUGAUCGUCGUGCUGGUUAUGGUGUUUACUGGGGGCCCAAUCAUCCAUGGAAUGUCUCUGAGCGGUUGGAAGGAGAGCAAACAAAUAAUAGAGCAGAAAUUGAGGCGGUGAUAUGUGCAAUUAAACAGGCACACAUUGGUGGUAUUACUCAUUUGGGAAUAGUUACUGAUAGUAAAUUCGCUCAAAACUGUGCAACAGAAUGGGGUCAACGAUGGGCGCGAAAUGCUUGGAAAUUAGCCAAUGGUGAAGAUGCUAAAUUAAAAGAACCAGUUAAACGAUUACUUGGAGUUAUCGCUGAAUCAGGAAUUGAAAUAAUUUGGUUAAUCAAAUAAUCAGAUCAACCAUAAAUUUCUUGCUUGAACUGCUUCAAUACGUACAUUUUGAUUGGGAUCAUCAGCUAAUUGAUCUAAGAAUGGUAGAAUAUUGACAUCACGAUGGCGACUAAUCAAUUGUUCCGGGAAUAAUUUUAUAAUGCUGCACAGACAACGAGCGAUAAUUAAACCUGAAUAAGUUAAAAUAUUGAUAUUUCGUUCAUUUUCCUGAUCAAACAUUACAGUAUCGUUAAUCUCCUGACAGUAGUCACAACUUUAUCCUACCAACAGUAUGUGAAGAGUAGUGAUGCUACUACUUGACUUUUCAAAUCAAUACCAUGUUCGUGGUCAUCAAGGUGUACACGGUAAUGAAGAAGCAGAUUCGUUGGCUAAUAUUGGUUCUAGUAAACCAUUACCAAAGAAAUAAACAAACGAGCAAACGCGCGCGAGAGAAAUCGUUCAAUCUUUUGUUGUAAAUAGUGAAAAAGAAGGGAAAUCUAUUCAUGUUUAAUAAAUCUAUGCAUAAAUCAUAUGCCACACU
Molecule: messenger RNA, 1298 nt
Organism: Schistosoma curassoni
Lineage: Eukaryota; Metazoa; Platyhelminthes; Trematoda; Strigeidida; Schistosomatidae
Source: the annotation of a GenBank genome assembly